UUCUCAAAAUUUUCGCCCACUUUCCCUUUCUUUUUUCCAUCCAUCCAAACGCUCCCGACUUCACCCAACAAUGGCGGCUCCUUUCGCUUCAGCUGCUCUGCAAACUGCUUCCUUCCAUCGCCAGUAUCCGCCCUCUCCAUCUCCUUAUUCAUCUUCCUUUUUAGCUACAUCCAAGUCUCUCCGCUCGCUGUCCAAUCUCUCCACAUCUUCUGGCGGCUCCUCCAUUCUCAAACUCAAUGCAACCACUCGCCAGACCAAGCCACUGGCUGUUCGAAUGUCCUGGGACGGUCCGCUCUCGUCGGUUAAACUGAUCCUCCAGGGCAAAAACUUGGAGUUAACUGAUACAGUUAGGAGCCAUGUGGAAGAGAAAGUGGGGAAGGCAGUUCAGAAGCAUAGCCAUCUUGUGAGGGAAGUGGAUGUUAGGUUGUCUAUUCGAGGCGGAGAGCUUGGGAAAGGCCCCAAGAUUCGGAGAUGUGAGGUGACUUUGUUUACGAAGAAGCAUGGAGUGGUUCGGGCCGAGGAACAUGCUGAGACACUCUAUGGGAGUAUUGAUAUGGUGUCUUCUAUUAUACAGAGGAAAUUGAGGAAGAUUAAGGAGAAGGAUUCAGACCAUGGUCGACAUAUGAAGGGGUUCAACAGACUGAAAGUGAGGGAUCCAGAGACUCCAUUAGUGGAGGAGGAAGCUGAUGUAGUUCCUCAAAAAGAGGAUGGGGACCUAAUCAAUGAGAUUGUUCGGACAAAAUACUUUGACAUGCCACCUUUGACUGUACCUGAAGCCGUUGAGCAGCUGGAAAAUGUUGAUCAUGACUUCUUUGGUUUUCGAAAUGAAGAGACUGGUGAGAUUAAUAUUUUGUACAAAAGAAAAGCUGGUGGAUAUGGGCUUAUUAUUCCUAAAGAAAAUGGCAAAACUGAGAAAUUAGAGCCUGUGGUGGUAAAGUCAGAUAGGGAACCUUCCUUGGCAGAAUAGAAGAGACAAACAAAGGGCGAUCCUUUUGUAAGAUAACUUGAAGAAGUUAUAUUUUGAAAUCAUCUGACUCUUCUCAAUGGCAUUGUCAUAUGCUUGUGCCAGGGCAUAUAUAGACUACCUGUUUAGGGUUUUAGAUCAAGUGAAGAGAGCUUUUGAAAUGUUUGAAACAUUUUUUUGUCGAGACGAUGAUUUUUGUAAAGAUGAGAUGCACCAUCUGGUGCCCAACUUACUGAGACGAGAAGGAUCAUUAUGUAAUUACAAUGCAUUUGUGUACAAAUUACCAUCUCAGUUAUUACUCCUCUCUUUCUCUA
This is a messenger RNA of Vitis riparia (riverbank grape), 1278 nucleotides long. RefSeq names its product ribosome-binding factor PSRP1, chloroplastic. The record is from RefSeq and is a predicted model, not a curated record. NCBI's taxonomy places the organism in Eukaryota, Viridiplantae, Streptophyta, Magnoliopsida, Vitales, Vitaceae. Gene Ontology annotation, cellular component: cytosolic small ribosomal subunit. Gene Ontology annotation, biological process: primary metabolic process; negative regulation of translational elongation. The transcript is spliced from 5 exons. Bases 71 to 967 code for a protein of 298 amino acids. Gene Ontology annotation, molecular function: ribosomal small subunit binding.